Messenger RNA from Nematocida ausubeli, 743 nucleotides. RefSeq lists its product as uncharacterized. NCBI's taxonomy places the organism in Eukaryota, Fungi, Microsporidia. The record is from RefSeq and is a predicted model, not a curated record. The annotation marks the transcript as partial. The transcript has a single exon.
CCCCUUUCCACAGCCUCUUCUGCUUUUCUCUUUUUUCUCCUUCUUAUCCCCCUAUAGAGUGUUAUAGCGGGUUCUGUGCCCUUUCUGUCCGUGCUUGCCACUCUCUCUCCCGCACCAGGACUGCACGUGUGCUCUCUCCUGUCCCUGUCUGUUUCUAUCUCUCCUAUCUCUGUCUCUAUAUAUCUCUUCUCUCCUCUGGCUGCACACGCUCCCACUCGGUGCACACGCUCUGCUGCCCGUGUUCUCUCUUUCUGCGCUCUCCUGGGCCGCCCUGCUGCUUUUGUUUUUUUCGGCCUCUCUUUUCUCCUCUUUUCCCUGUGCACACACCCUCCAUAAAAGAGCACCAGUCACACGGCCUGUCUCUUUUUGUCUUUCUCCUUCUCUGCCCUCUGCCUCUGGCACACACUCUUAUCUGCUCUAGUACUUGUGCUCUCUCUCCCCUGUCUCUGCUGUCUCCUGUCUGUGCAGUUAUAAAAUGUCCUGCUAUUUUGUUUUCUUCUGUUUUCUUGCACUUUCCCCCUAUAAUAUGUCUGGAUUUUCCUGCUUUUUGCAGACAGACUGGAGUGGCUGGGGAGUGUUGUGCUUGGGCGUGUGUGAGUGCAGGGCAGGGUGGCAGUGUGUUUGCACGCCUGCAGACUGUGCUGUAUCUGUCUUUGUGCUCUCUUUGUGUGCCUAAUACGGGUCAAUGUGCUAAUAGUAUAGUUGAAGUAUUUUAUUUUUAUUUUACUCUGUAUACAUACUAA